Molecule: messenger RNA, 2409 nt
Organism: Caenorhabditis auriculariae
Lineage: Eukaryota; Metazoa; Nematoda; Chromadorea; Rhabditida; Rhabditidae
Source: the annotation of a GenBank genome assembly
AUGGACCAAUUUCGAGCAGCCGGUCCGCAGCGCGAGAUUUUCUCAACGGCAGAAGACUUUGCUGAUGAUGUGAGUUUUUAAAAAUCCAAGUGCUUAUUUUGUGCAUUAGAAUUUACUUGACAUCAAUACCAGUCAAGACAAAUUUCUCCCAAUAAGGAAACGUUUUCCAGGUUUUCCGUCGCACUCGAACCUAUUUGCCGCACAUCGCUCGUCUGUGCCUCGUCUCAACUUUCCUUGAAGAUGGAAUUCGCAUGUGGUUCCAAUGGGAUGACCAGAAACAGUUUAUGCAGGUACCUAGUAAUAUUCAACAUAAUUUUUAUUUAUGAGGAAAAAAAUCUUAUUUUUAUUUCAAUCAACUUUUAUAAAAAAUCCAGCGCUACACUUGGGAACAAAAAAAAAUGUAGCCCGCUUCAUUAGAACAAAGGCUUUCACGAGAAAAUCAAUAAUUGGAACCUUCAUGACCGCUUUGUUGCUUAAUUGAAAAAGGCAAGAUAAAUAGAAGGUUUUAAAGCAGAAAAAGUGUUUCAACAUUUUCGUGAGCUCUAUCAGGUUCAGAAAAAAACCCCAGCAAAAAUAAAAGUUGAAAAAGCGAAUUAUAAAGUUCAAAAACGCGUGAAACUACAACAGUUAGAACUAGUCUCUAAGUAAAAGGAUUGAAACAUUAUUAUACUUUGAACUCAAUAUUUUACAUUUUCAACAUAAAGAGCUAUUAAUGUCAAAGCCUUCUCGAUCCUACGCCGCAAACAGAGCCCAGCUCAUCAAUUAGGCGUUGUAAAGUUGUUGCCGACGAGCCGUUCUGUCGUGUGUUGCACUUUGCUCGGUUUUAAUAUCCUCAACGAGAUGACCCUUCUUUCACACCAUGCUAAAAGUAACUGUAAACAUGAUUUAUUAUCCACUUGAUAAAUUACAGAAAAUUUUUUUUCAACAUGAAGUUCCGAGGUUUGUGGUGUAGUUUGGAUGAGAGGCUUAUUUUUUGGGCUCUGAUAAGACCUCAAAGAAUUUUUUUUUAUCUAGUCUGACAUUCGCAUUUCGCGAUAAUAAGGCGCUUUCGCGGUGAACGUCAAUCAAUGAACAUAAUUAUCAAAUUUACGAUUUCAUGGAAAAAGUUUCUGGGGAAACGAAUGAACUCUCAUGAAACAAGAAAUGAAUUGCUUCAACCAAUUUGAGUUUUUUCCAGGAGUCGUGGUCUUGCGGAUGGUUCCUAGCAACUUUGUUCGUUAUUUACAACUUCUUUGGUCAAUUCAUACCGGUGAUCAUGAUUAUGCUCCGAAAAAAGGUAUGCUCAAAUAAAAUCAAGGCUUUUGCAAUGAAAAAGUCAAGAUUAUAAAACUUUGAUGGCAGCUUCUUUUGUAGAGAGAAAGAAAAAAAUAUUGGUUGAAUUUUUUUCCGAGGCUUGUUUUUAGAUAAAAAAAGCAUUGAAAAAAAUGUCGCAUUUGUGGUAACCUUUUUGAACUUUUUUUCAAAAUAAAUGAUCUGAAAUGAGCUGGUGCUAAAAAAUCUCAUAUUUUCAGGUUGUGAUUGCUUGUGCUAUUCUCGGAAGUAUUGUCAUCCUUCAAACGAUCGCUUACCACAUUCUAUGGGAUCUCAAAUUCCUGGCUAGGUAAUUUUUACGCUAGAACAUUUUUUUUCAUAAAUGCUUCGUUUAGAAACAUUGCUGUUGGCGGAGGUCUCGUUUUGUUGUUGGCCGAAACUCAAGAGGAGAAGAAUUCGCUGUUCGCUGGAGUCCCAACCAUGGGAGACACUAACAAGGUUGAAUUUUCAGACAGUUAAAAAAAAUCAUUUUGUCGCAUCGAUGGAUUAGAAAAUGAUGGAAAGUGUGAAAAAAAUGAAUCGAACAACCAAAAAGAAAAAAAACGUUCAAAAUUUCAGAUGAAAUAAUAUUUUCAAAUGUUAGGUGUUUCAUGGAAGACAUUUUCAGCCCAAGUCGUACAUGCUUUUGGCCGGACGCGUCUUGCUCGUCUUCAUGUUCAUGUCCCUGAUGCACUUCGAGAUGAGCUUCAUGCAGGUAUUUCAAGACUUUUUUUAGUACCACUAAAUUCAAUUUCUUUGAGGUGAUCGAAAUCGUUGUCGGCUUCGGUUUGAUGACUCUCGUGACGAUUGGCUACAAAACUAAGCUUUCGGCCAUGGCUCUCGUCACGUGGCUCUUUGGUCUGAACCUCUGGCUCAACGCUUGGUACUUUUUCAGAUAGAAAAUCUCAUUGCAAAGGAGCUUUUUUCAGGUGGAACGUCCCCUCUGACCGCUUCUACCGUGACUUCAUGAAGUACGACUUUUUCCAGACUAUGUCGGUCAUUGGAGGUAAUUUCUGAAAUAGAAGCUCAAUCCUAAAAAGGGAACUUGUAGGUCUUCUAUUGGUGAUUGCCUAUGGACCGGGUGGAGUUUCUGUGGACGACUACAAGAAGCGUUGGUAA